AUGGUGACGAUUGACUUCUGGGUGGAAUUAUCCAUGGCCAUUUAAGUGGUAGUGCGGUGUAGUGUAGCUUAGGAACAUUGACGUAAAGGUGAGGAGAUGGGCCAUGUUUGAUGAGGCGCCUCGAGUACGAUCGCCGACCACACAGUGGUGGCCAAUUGUUCGCCCCUGCCCCUGAUUUUGGUACACUGCCAAUAUCACGUAUUCAAGUUAGGAAGUCUGCCAAGCCCAGUACUACUGGGAAAAUCCUGGUAUAACGCGGGCACUUAUGUAGAUAUUCUAAAUAGAGGAGUAUUGUAGGUCGUCGACCAUGCUGCUCCUAUUUUAGUAUUCUGCUAACUACCUACCACCGACACCGUGUUUUGGGUACAAUCGUUCAUGCUGGAGUUAUCACAUAGAAUAUAGAAGGAGUUAUCUCAUUGGUUUAUCCCUUGUAAAUAUCUAUAUCGUUCCCGAGCCGCCUCUCGACCUCAUUCAUAUCACCAAGCGACACUUCUCCUCUGCUUAGGGGUCGCCUUAGCCGGGGCUAAUCGUAUUAAUCAAUAGAGGACGCUUUUGUAAAGUAACGGUUAGCUCUCUCCGCGUUAUUAUUCGGAGUCACCUUUCCGACCAUAAACUCUUAGGGAAUUCGUAGGUGGGAAGAGAGUUGAAUAAUAUCGUGUCGGAUUGAGCCACCCUAGGCUAAGGAAUUGCGUACUGUUUUGUCUCCUUCAUACCUGAUCUGAUCCCAGGUGUUGACUUAGAGUUCAUCGACGGGCAGAGCGGGUGAUCGGUACAGUCAUAUCUGUGUAGUUAUAUUCCUAUCCGCUAUGGCUCGUGGUCAACAGAAAGCAGAAUCGCAAAGAAAGAAUGCUCUAAAGAAAGCUAAGGACGCCCAUAAGGGUAGCCAAUUGGCCGGUCAAAAGGCAGCUCUCAAGAUGACAUGCCCUCAAUGCAAGUUACAAAUGACCAACUAUAAAGUCCUAACGCAACACUUUGAGUCAAAGCAUCCUAAGGAGAGUUGCCCUCCGGAGAGCUCCUUCACGGCCUAAGCCCUUGUACAGUACUACUAUUAUUGUUACUGCUA
Messenger RNA from Perkinsus marinus ATCC 50983, 1063 nucleotides. Its product is annotated as zinc finger protein, putative. The coding region runs from base 807 to 1028 and encodes 73 amino acids. The record is from RefSeq and is a predicted model, not a curated record. The transcript is spliced from 3 exons. NCBI's taxonomy places the organism in Eukaryota, Perkinsozoa, Perkinsida, Perkinsidae.